AUGGGUUCACCGAAGAAGAGGAGAGGCAAGAAGAAAAGGGCUGAAACCGAAAUCCCAGUAGAAGAUGAUAAUAAUUUUGAUAAUUAUCGCACUUUCAGGACUCUCCUCAGAGCAAUUCAAUCCCCUCAGGGGAUAAAACCACCGGUCUUGAAAAGUUUGUAUCUUCUGCUUGUUCAUUUGUCUUCAAUCCGACAAUGGAGUGUCAAAUGUGCAGUUGGUUUGAACGACUUUGACCUGGAAAUUUACCACGAAGGGAUCAAAGUGGCAUUCGGAGAUGUAUGUAGACUCUCUGAUGUACUAUUUAAAGAAAUAAAUGAGAGGUUUAAGCACUUCUUAGCUUUAUGUGAAAACCUUGCAAGUAAGAAUUUCGAAGAAGUUAGCUCCCACUCGGAUUUGUUGGAUGCUGCUGAAAUAGUGAAUUUGCUGUUGAGAUGUUGCCUAGUACUGUUGAUUCUGCUUGUAGCCCAACAAAAUCUUUUUCUGGAGAAAGGUCUCAUUCUGUUCAGGAUACUCAGACAAUUGAGUUCACCAAAUUCGCUUGUCAGAAAGGAGAAAAGUGCAUUUAACUUUGAGAAGUCAGUUUCUCAUGAGUGCGCUCGCGGUGACAGUAACUGUACAACAUCCUAUGCUGAAGACUUUACUGCCUCCUUUUACAUUUUAGAACCAUCUAAUCUUUACCUCUUUUUCCAAUCAGCAAUGCUGGAGGUAUUUCUAGACGAGCUUUCGAUUCAUGGGCAACUAAGAGGGUACUUUAAGCUGAUUGAUUCUGUUGCGUCUAUUGGAGAAAAGCUGUUAAUUUCUCAUUCUACUCAGGGUGAUAUUGGGGUUGUAAUGGAAGUGAUUUGUACUCAUUUUUUAAAAUCAUUUUCUGAUGAGCUUGCAUUUGAAGGUUUUCUCGUCCGAUUAUUUGGCAUAUGUGCUAAAGAACUUAGAUAUUCGUACAGAGCUCCAGAAAUAAGUCUGGUUACUGCAGCAUCAUUACUUCUCAAUCCUAUCAUGAUUUCUGCUCCAAAGUAUAUGCAAGCUCAUCUGAUUUCUUUGGUUUCUGAAGCCAAUUAUAUGAUAGACAUAGAGAGCCCGAAACCAGACCGUAAACUUAUGAACUGCUUCCUGUCAGUUUUUGAAAAAUCAGUCGUUUUGUAUAUGAAGCACAUGUCUAGUUUGGAAAUAGAUGGCUAUUCUCUAAGUGGGGUAGGUUGUGAUAAAUCUAAUAUAUCAGACGAAAGACUUCAUCCAUUGUUUGAAUCCUAUAUAUUGCCUGAGACAAAGCAGAAGAUCAAUACUCUAAUAUCAAGAUUAGAUGAUUCAUCACGUCCAAAAUUGCAUGGCAUUUUCAUUAAAAUGAAAUCUGAUCUUGUAAGUUCUGCCAUGACAUUUGUGAAGGAGAUGCAAACUGUUUUUGAGGUAUCAUGUCGAGAUGAUAUUUUAGCUAUCUUAAGUUGCUUAAUUCUCAGAGCUUCUGAAAGCUUCAAUGACACUGCAAUACAUUCAAUUGAGGGUACAAGUCUGCAGGAUGUAUAUCUUCUUGCUUCCUUAUUGAAGUUAAUGAGCACUUCAUUGGGGCAAGCCGUACAGCGUCUCAGACAGGGUGAUGAUUUAGGUUGCCUGAAAACCUUGAAAGAUUUUUCUUCAUGUAAGGAGUAUGAUUUCAUUAUGGGCAUAAUCACUACUUUCAGAAACUUUGGCAUUCAGUUACCCACCCAACAAGUUCUAUCCAAUGAGAUGUCGAGCCAUGUUACAACGCAUACAGUUUCUAAAAUGAUGUUUUUGCAUUUUUAUGGCUUGAUGUCCUUGAGCUUUGUUAGUGGGCUUGAUUGUUUAGUUAAGGGUUGCUUGUUGACUAUUAUUGCCAUAUUGAAUUUAUUUGUUUUCGAAGAGGGUAGUUUAGAUGCACUGCAGUCGAUGGUUGAUUCCAAUAAAGAAUCCUUUCCAUCUGGAUUGCUACAUGUCAAAUUCCAGGAGACUGUAGUGGACCAAAACUCUAGCCUAGUGGUUGCAUCAAAAUUUCAGAAGACAAGAACCCUGUAUUUGAGGGAUUCUCUGGCAAACAAAAGUAAAGAAACAGGAGAUUUAAGUGCACCAGACAUGGAGGGUGCCAUAGGGUUGGAAGAGGAAACAGAGGAAACAAGCAAUGGGAAAAUCUUUUUUAAGUGCUUGUUAAAGGAGGGAGAGAAAAUGUCUGAUUUUGACGAUUUAGCUGAUUUUGUUGAGUGCAAACAGGGAAAAGAUUACUCAAAUUGGUUAAGGAAUCGUUACAGAUAUAGAAAGUGGAAAUGUGAGAAAAUGGCCGUGUUGAAGUGGAAGAAGAAGAAAAAAACUUGGAGAACCUUUAAAGGGAAGAAGAUUGGAGUCAGUUUAUUUUGA
This is a messenger RNA of Fraxinus pennsylvanica, 2364 nucleotides long. NCBI's taxonomy places the organism in Eukaryota, Viridiplantae, Streptophyta, Magnoliopsida, Lamiales, Oleaceae. The record is from the annotation of a GenBank genome assembly.